Poecilia reticulata (guppy) is the source of this 1335-nucleotide messenger RNA. RefSeq lists its product as uncharacterized. The record is from RefSeq and is a predicted model, not a curated record. NCBI's taxonomy places the organism in Eukaryota, Metazoa, Chordata, Actinopteri, Cyprinodontiformes, Poeciliidae. Gene Ontology annotation, biological process: regulation of transcription by RNA polymerase II. Gene Ontology annotation, molecular function: DNA-binding transcription factor activity, RNA polymerase II-specific; RNA polymerase II transcription regulatory region sequence-specific DNA binding. Gene Ontology annotation, cellular component: nucleus.
CACAAUAUGGCGGCGACAUCGUCAACGUAUAACCCGGACCAUCUCGGUUUGCGUUUAUUCUUUGUAAAUACGAUGACUAUGUUAGCUUGACUGGCUAUAUCCCGACGAAAGACGCUUGUUUGUGUGGAAUACGUGUGAUAAAAAUGUCCUUACUAAGUCUACAAGACUCUGAUUGACCAUCUCGGUGAGGACAUCGCUUUUACGUGUUUGCUGUGAACCACUGUGAUUAUUUCUAGCCGACAUUUGCAGCUCAUUACAUGUAAUUAGAGAAGGGAGCUUUGGUCACAAUGGAGCUAAAGUAGCAGACAGAUGAGACCUGAUCAUAGUUUGUGGACACCUCCUCUAAUCUUGUCCAGCUGAGGACAGAGAAACUGGAGAUGGUUUCAGAGUGGACCCAGAACUACUGACCAAGCAAAAAAAAAUUGAAGAUCCAUGUCAUAUGACUGAGAAAGAAGAAUCUCAAGUGGAGCGAGAAUGUCUGAGAUGAUGAAGGUUGAAGCAGAUGAACCUGGAGGGUUCAGUUUGGAGCCUCCUAUACCUGCAACAUUCACAUCAGAUCUGGAGGAGACACAAGACAACAAAGAUCUCAUGCUGCCACUCCAUCAGAUGUUGGUGAUUAAAGAGGUUCCUCAUGAUUGGACCCCGAGUUUGGGCCAACAGGACCCUGACAACCCCCACAUAAAGGAGGAAGAGGAGGAGUUGUGGAUCAGUCAGGAGGAAGAGCAGCUUACUGUGAAGAUUGAAGAUGAAGAGAAACCUCAGUCAUCAGUGAUCUAUCGCAACAAAACUGAAGACAAGAUGGAGGCGGCAGCUUUAACCACUUGGUCAGUUGAACAGAUGGAAACAGAAUCUAAUGGAGAAGAAUGUGAAGGACCAGAACCAGACUGGAACCAAGUUCCAGUGGACUCUUUUCGAGAAAAUAAGAUAAAAGUUAAAUUAGGUACAAGAGGCAAAAGAGCUAAGUUUUCCAAACGUACGGCUCAGGCUGGAGUCCAUGUAAGAGAGGAGCUAUUCGGUUGCAGUGUUUGUGGCAAAGGUUUCAAAAAUAAGACUUCUGUCAAAAUCCACAUGAUGAUUCACACUGGAAAGAGAACGCAGUACUGUGGUUUUGUGGGAAAGGGUUUAUUGGAAAGUGCCGUCUUCAGACACAUAUGCGACUCCACACCGGAGAGAAACCAUUUGCAUGUGACUAUUGUGGUAAAGCGUUUCACGCAAAGAACUUUCUUAAGACUCAUGUGAUAAUCCACUCAGAAGAAAAACCUUUUUCUUGUGAGGUUUGCGGUAGAAGAUUUCAUAGAAAGGAUAGUAUCAAACAGCACAUGCGGAUCCACACAG